Haliotis rufescens (red abalone) is the source of this 3903-nucleotide messenger RNA. RefSeq lists its product as uncharacterized. The coding region runs from base 501 to 2528 and encodes 675 amino acids. Lineage: Eukaryota; Metazoa; Mollusca; Gastropoda; Lepetellida; Haliotidae. The transcript is spliced from 8 exons. Gene Ontology annotation, molecular function: death domain binding; protease binding. Gene Ontology annotation, biological process: regulation of apoptotic process. The record is from RefSeq and is a predicted model, not a curated record.
UGCAUUGUGAUACCUGCUGAAUGUAUGGCGUGCAACAACAUGACCGUGUGUAUCGAUUGUGCGUAACUACAACGCGCGAAGUCGUAUGGAUAUCAACAAAGCUUAUGAGUUCCGGGAAAGCUCGUCAUUCAUACUUCCUAGAAAUGCUCUCGCGUGAGCAAUAACAGAGAGGAUUAACCCGUACAAGUCAACACCGUUAUGGUGGAGUUCUUAUACUGUUGUGUCCGUAUAGGGUGUCAGACACUUCUCAGACAGAUAAAACUAUCAAUUAUUGUUCUCUUGUGACACGUUCAUGUUACGUAUAUUUUCUAUGUAUGAAAUGAUCAAUGACUGAUAUAGGUGUUUUUAUCACUUCACGGAAAUAUAUCGACUGCAAACGCGACAGUGUCACGUGAUAUUGUAUUGAUAGUUACACUCAACCCCGAUGGUGAUACUGAGGUCAUCUUGACCGUGGCACAAACUUACCUGUCGAGAAGUUAACGAUCGUAUCACACUUCAGAAUGGACCCGGAUAAAAGGCAACGACUGCGCAAGAAUCAUGUAAAGUUGAAAGAUAACCUCCAGGCUCUCCCUCUUGUGGACAGAUUGUAUGAAAAAGGCGUACUCAGCGAUGAUGAAUGUGACACUGUUCGAUCACUGUCGCCACAGUCGGAGCAGAUCCAUUGCGUCCUGGAAUAUAUCAAGAGGAAGGGAAAUCAUGGUUACAUGGUGUUUUGUGACAUUCUUCAGACAUUAAAGCCUGAACUAUACAUACUUCUACAAGAGACACAACUCGACCAAGAUAUCACAGGAGAGAGGACUACGGACAACAUCUUUUUCAACCCGUCUGAUGAUUUUGAACUGAGAUCUUUGAUAGACCAAAUUACAUGUGACAACAAAAUCAAAUCUGAGCAACUUGACAGAAUGAAGCAUUUCGUGAUAGGAGAAAAUGGAUGCCCAGAGGAGGUAAUUGAGAAGUUCACCACUCCAGCCAGAUUCUUCAGACACCUCAUGACAACACAAAUCCUGAAUCGGUACAACUUGACGUUUCUACAGGCACUGCUAUGGCGUGUUGGUCUCAGGACGCAAUGUAAUGCUGUAGCAGGUUAUGCACGAUCAAUGGUCAAUCAACCAAUUCAUUUCUUCACUCCAAAAGAGAAGCCAGAAAAUGGAUUUGCCUUUUCCAAAUUCCAUGUCAAAGGAAGCCUUGAAACUUUCAAAAGCAUCUCAAUAGAAGACAUAUGUUCCCGUGUCUCCAGAUAUGUAGGGGUGCCACCGUCCUGUGUGAUACCGGCAGGCGUCGAACCUUCUGAGAGCAUCAUAAUCACCAUCAUGUUACCUGUAGAGGCGGCUGACUUCCUGGUACAGAUUGAUGACUUCACCUGGCUCACGGACAUGAGAGUGGAUUAUAUCAUUCAUAAAAGGAAGGUCACCAUAUCAAAAGGGAAUAUCGGCGACACUAAAGAUAAUUCGGAAGUCCGACGAUUACAAGAAGAGUUGAGAAACCACAUGGAAUCAGAACAAAUGGUGAAGCACUGUCUAUGGGAGACGCAGAUGUCAAAUGAAACGUUGAAGGACAUGCUGCAAGAAGAGGAAAGGGGUCUUCAGAAAACCAAAGUCACCCUGACAGAACAACAGACAUGGAACAACAGGCUCUUUCAUGCUUUGAUGGUCAGUUUGCAAUUCCAGGCACAACAAAUAUCAUGCAUAAGAGCUUUACCUCACUCGCGAAACGUCCAAUCCUUUAGUGGAAAGCAGUUCCGAGAUAGGUUUGCAGCAGCUGUUGAAAGGGCAAAACGAUCUUCUCAGGACCAUCGUGCCAUUGAGGAGCUAAUUGAAGCUGUACAACUACUUUCGUGGAACUCCGGGAGAACGGAAAUUGACAACCUCAAGGCAACAUCGAUGGUGUCCCUGCAAGCCGUUCAAAACAACUUUAAUGAUGUCGUCGCCUACAGGUCCGCUGCGUUGAGCCUUGUCGGCCUGGAAGCACUCGAUCUUGAAGUGUUGAGGUCACACAUUAUCGCUGUCCACAUGGUUUUUGGCCUACUGUUUCUUGACGCAUUAUUGCAGGAUAUUGUGCAUGACUUUGGAAAGCGAAUAGACGAUGAGGGGAGAAAGAAAGUAUGUGCUGAAUUUAAAGUACCCAAAAAUGUUCAACUGCCUGACAUCAGACAUAGGAUAUAUGAAUACAUCCUUUUAUCAGAAUUGGAAAAGACUGGGCAGAAUACCAACGAUGAAAUAGAGCGAAUAAUGCAGGCGGCACUGAAAGCUACAGGAAGGAAGGAUUUAUGGGAAGAAUUCAAGCAUCGAAACCAGCUGAGACUUCAAGUGCUUGCAAACGAAGCAGAGAGUAAAAAACAGACAGACAUUGUUCACAGACUUGACAAAAUGGAAAAGAUGCUGCAAACAGCAGUAGGACAGAGUUUAAUAGGUAACAUGGGGGGAGCAGGGAUUGGACAUAAAGUAGAAGGUAUGAUGAGGCCAGAAACCCACCAGUUUCUGAACAAACUUUGGCAACAGUUUCCUUCAUCAACGGCUGAUCAAAUGUGAGAACUGACAAAUGGUGAUCAUAUGAUGGUUCAUUGUGAACUAGGGGAAAAUGAUCGUGCAUGUGUUCAGAGUUAGGGAUCAAGGUACAGUCUUGUUUUGUUGUUCCCUGUGAGUGUUCUGUACUGUUUUAAGACUUCAGUAUUUCAUGCAGAAAAGGAAAAUAGUCUGUUCAAUUGUAUUGUUUCAUAACAAAAAGUCCCAUACAAGUAUUCGCUGUUCAAUAACCUCCUUAAAAGAUUUCCGUUUUGUUUAAAAAUAUUUAUUGUCGAGUAUGCUUUUCACAAUUUUUAUAAUAUUACAAAGAUCAGGGUGUCUGACAAAAGCAAAUUUAGGAUUUAGCAUUUUAAUUUUAAAUUGAUGUUAUUAGGAUUAACCUGAUAAAUAUAAAGAAAGGAACACUUUAUUGGAGGUUAGGACGCGGCUUUUUUAAUGACAAGUACUGGGAAAAACAAAAAUACAGGGUAAUGGAGAAAACGUUUGGGCUGGGAAGCGCUGAACAAUGCUGGCUGCCAAACUGAAGGUGAAGGACAGCACAGUAAACGUGUCUCCGAGGGUGCAAUCCAUACAGUCAAAUGUGAAAACACAUAAGGAGUCUUCGUAGGCUCCAGAACCAGCAAGAUACCAAAGGGCCAAAGGGCCUUGGGGGUAGGCCUGAAAUACUGUCUAGUACAGUACUAAUCCCUGUCCAACAGUAUUCCAUUUACCACAAUUUGAGUGUUGAAACAUAAAUUUGUUCCUGGGAAUACUUGCCCAAGACUUGACAUCAUCCUGGAAUAGGAAUGAAAACAAGCAGCAAUACAUAUUCACACGAAUACAAUUACAGUAUCACUGAAUUAAUUCUAAAUGCGAAUAAUCCUACAGAGAUAGUUAAUGAUUAUUAUUAAACUUUGAUCAUUAGAUAAAGGUCUGGACAUUGUCUGUUUUAAAAUGCAAGAGCAUGUAGACAAUAAAAUACCCACUGAGUUACUCCCCUUUGAAAACUACUCGCAUAUAUGGCUGGUGCGUAAGUCUCCCUUAGACCAUUAUCUGAAAAUUAACGUGUAUAUGAUUGAAAUAAUUGUAUCUUGUUACGUAUACAUGCCUUGACAAACGCUCACUAUAUGUGUGGGUGUAAAUGUCAUGGGAAAACCCAACGAGGGCCACUGUACUUGGAUACAUUACGUUAUAUAUGACCUCUCAUGGCUUAAUGGCCAAUAGUGCAUAUAUUAUCGUUUACGAUCGUCAUUGAAUGCAGAUGUUCAUUCUUUGGAUGUUUUCAUGACAUUUAGUAUGAUAUACAUAGACAUGUUUGUUAGUUUUCAUUAUAUUCACAAUAUUGUACAUGUUUAACUGCAUCAAUGCUCAUCAAUAAAGGGUUUGUUUGGUUUUAACGCCA